AUGCUCAUCGUCACAGCGGUCGCCGGCACCAUCGCACUCACCCAGGCGAGACUCUUCAGAAGUUCGAUGCGCGAAUUAGACCACUGGUGCGCGCGGCCGCCCGGCUUCUCCAACACGAGCGUGGACGCGUGGAAAGCGCUGGCUAUUCCGCGGGACGCCGACGGGAACUACAGCCGCUGCACGGUGCGCGAGCCUCCCGACGCGGGCGACUCGGCUCGGGUCGUGCCCUGCGCCGCCUGGGAGUUCAACCUGAGUGACUACGGCAACACCGUCGUCAGCGAGUGGAACCUCGUGUGCCAGCGGAGCUGGCUGAACAACGUCGCCCACGUGGUCGUUGUCUGCGCGAACGUCCUUUCGCUGCCGCUGAUGGGCAUGGCGCCGGACCGGGCGGGGCGUAAGACGGUCACCUUCGUCGGCACCACGGGACUCCUGCUGACGCUCGGGGUCAGCAGCAUGGCGAGCGACUUUAAGACGUUCGUCGUGACGCAGGCUGCGGUCUCGGUGUUGUCAAAGUGCAUGGUCGUGCAGUACGUUCUCCUGUACGAAGUGACGACGGCGUCCCGCCGGCUGCUCUACUGCUUCGUCGCACCGGCGCUCUCGAGCGUCUUCGUGCCGGUACUGCUGUACUUCGUGCGCUCGUACCAGCUCGACUGGGCCUUGUCGCAGGUUGUUGUCGCCACGCUCGCCUUGGUGCUCCUUGCCAGCUUCUACGUGGUUGAGGAGUCGCCCACCUGGCUCCUGGCCACGCACAAUAUCGAAGAAGCCGUGAGAGUAGUCCGCAGGGCAUGCAGUGUCAACAAGGUGUCGCAGAGUGGCGCUCGCAGACAGUUACGCCGUGAGAUGGAGAGCUACAGGCGAGAGCAGGACGACCUGCUAUCCGAUGAGAACGUUGGUCUCUUGUGUUCGGUGUGGCUCAGAGAACGAACAUUUAUACUCGUCUUCGUCUGGCUUGUCUUGAGCUGGGCCUACAGCCACCACGUCGAAGAACGGGGCUUGACCAGCGACAUCUACGUGCGUAGCGCCACGCUCAUCGGCUUGGGUCCCAAGUUCGUCUUUGUCUGGCCGGUCCUGGACUACUACGGGGGAGUCAGGCGAGCCGCAGCGAUCUCCGCCAUGGUCUUCACCGCUUCGUCGGCCAUCGCCUUCGCCGCGCACACAGACGAAGCCUCGCCAUGGCAGGACGUCCUAUACGUUUGUAUGCGUGUCUCCCUGACGCUUGCGGUUGCGUUCUUGUUUUUUCUCACCGUCAGCCUGUACCCGGUGAUACUGCGAUGCGAGGCGGGCCUCAUUGGUUACGCCUGCGCCAUGGUCGGCGACAACGUGGUCUACAUAGCGUUGACGCACCUGUUAGGACGGCGACAGGACGCGGCCCCCGCAAUACAGUCCUUGCUGACGGCGCUCGUCGUUGUGGCAGUCGCCUAUCUGCCACCGGAUGACCGACACGAUGCCUCAUGGAGACGCUCCCUCACAGCGCAGAGGAGAAAUUCGAGGAUAACUAGCAUCAGACAAACCAGCGCAGUUGCUGUAUGUGAAUAGCCAACGCUGCUGGAUCCAAUGCCCGAACAACUCUCUAUUCGUGCCGGCAUGCUGAAUAGCGGCCGAUAGCAAGUUCGAGGAAGACGGCGAAUACAUGCUCUGAACGGGUAUUUGCACAUGUGCAGACAGAGGUGUUCUUUAAUAACAAGUGUAUAUAGCUGCAGUUGUACUGCGUAGUGGUGUGAUACGU
Dermacentor andersoni is the source of this 1726-nucleotide messenger RNA. RefSeq names its product beta-alanine transporter-like. Gene Ontology annotation, cellular component: membrane. Gene Ontology annotation, biological process: transmembrane transport. Gene Ontology annotation, molecular function: transmembrane transporter activity. The record is from RefSeq and is a predicted model, not a curated record. NCBI's taxonomy places the organism in Eukaryota, Metazoa, Arthropoda, Arachnida, Ixodida, Ixodidae.